Messenger RNA from Notolabrus celidotus (New Zealand spotty), 1820 nucleotides. It is a transcript of the gene ccdc151, whose product is annotated as coiled-coil domain containing 151. Gene Ontology annotation, cellular component: cilium. The record is from RefSeq and is a predicted model, not a curated record. The transcript has 13 exons. Bases 117 to 1754 code for a protein of 545 amino acids. NCBI's taxonomy places the organism in Eukaryota, Metazoa, Chordata, Actinopteri, Labriformes, Labridae. Gene Ontology annotation, biological process: cilium movement; outer dynein arm assembly.
GUACAUGUUGCUAAGUAACAGAAGAGGCUACCAGAAGUCUUAGCUGAGGUCAGGCAGCACAGACUGUGGUCCUGUUUUUCUUUGCAAAUUGCUUUUAACGACUCUACAGCACAGAGAUGCCGUUCAGUGGUACGGUCAAAUCUCCUCUGCACGACCAGAUAUCGGAGAUGCAGCGUAAAAUACAACUACUGGAGGGCGACAGAACAGCGUAUUAUGAGAGCUCUCAGUCCACCAUCAAGAGGAACAGGGAGUCCAUCCUCCAGCUGAGGCAGCAGAACAAGCAGCUGUACAGAAAACUGGCAGAGGCAAACGCUGGUGAUGAAAAUGUGAUCAAAGUGGCUUUUCAUAACAGAGGCUCAGAAAAGGAGACCUAUCGCAACAUGUCAGGGAAGGCAGCUCUUACAACACUAGACCAGAGUGUUUUGUCCAAGACAAAACGUCUCAACGCUCUGAAACACAUCACUCAGACCAAGCAGCGCCACCUUGAAGAGCUGGAAUUGGAACACCAUAGGGAUCUGACAGUCAGACAGUCUGCUCAUGCUCCUACUCAAAAGAACAUGGAGGACACCAUGAACUUGCGAGCAUUGAAGAACAGUCUGGAGAAGACCCAGUUUAAGUGGAGGGAGGCAGAGAGCAUCAUGGGUAACUACCAGAAGGUCAAAAGUCACCUGCAGGAUGAGGCUCUUACCUUCCAGGGACAGCUGGACAGUCUGGAAGCAGAAAUCCUGAAGCACAGGGAGGAACAUAACAGCAUGCAGUCCAUUAACACUGUGGCCCAGCUCUCUAAAGAAGCUGCUAAGGCUGAGUUACAGCAGCAGGAGGAACUGCUCUACAGGGAGCGCAAGGAGAGAGAGCGGGUUGUAGCCAGCUACAGGAAAAAGGUUGAGGAGCGCAAGGCCCAAGCUGAAAAGGCUGAUAGAAGGGGUCAGAGAACUGCUAUGCAGCCAGAUGAGCUGAGCAGCGAGGCUCAGCGAAGCAGCCCCAGGAUGGCAGGGGAGGAGGAGAAAGUCAUCUCCACUUUUGAGGAAGCCUUCCGACGCAUCAAGGAGGCCACUGGAGUCACAGAUAUACAGGAGAUCGUGGACCGCUUCAUCUCACAGAAGGAGACACACCAACAUCUUGAGAAGCUGAAGGAAGAGAAUGAGAACAUGCUGCAGCAGCUGAAGGAGCAAAAGGAGCUCUUGAACCAACAGUUCCAGGAUAUGAAAUAUUCUGGCGAGGCUAAAUUCUCCAGCGACCAACAGCUGCUAGAGGAGUGCGAUCAGCAUCUGCAGGCUCAACAGCGAAGGUGCGACUCCAGUAAGGAGCGCUUGGAUUGGCUUAUUAAAACCCUCAGCACUGUCCGAGCUGGGGUGGAGCACCUCACUGACAAGCUUCAACACCUCACACUGACUGAGGACACAGAGGCUGACGUGUCUCCAGAUUCGGAUGAGUUCGUGGUGGAGCUGAUGACUCAGUGUGAGCUGAAGCUGCAGUUACUGCACGAUGAGCUUCAGGGAAAGGAUCUGGCUGCCAUCAUGAAGGAGAUGGAGGAGGAUGAGUUCUAUGUCAGGAUUGAGAGAAAAUUGCCAGCUUAUAACACCCGUGUCAAGUUACCUGAGGACCAUAAUGUGGACCUCUUCCAGGAUGAGGAUGAGAGUGAAGAGGAUGAAGGGGACAUCCUAUCACGGGAUGCACUGAAGCGUCAGUCUCAGCUCAUCAUUGACUCCAAGUCCAAGAAGAAGCCAUGGAAGAAGAAGAAGGGCAAGUUUUGAUCUGACUCCACGGUCUCCAGACUCAAGAUGAACCCUAAAGGGGAAUAAAAGUGUAGAAAUAACCUA